CUGCGCAGUAGGAGUCCGCACCGGGGAGCUGCUGAGGGGCGACGGUGUCAUGUAAAAGCGCACAUGCUCUGCCAUCCACGCAGCUCCCCGCCUCUCUCUUCUUCCUCCGCGUGUUUUUCCUGUUUUUUCUAACGUAACACCUUUCCUUCCCCGUCCCCUGCUUCGCCACUAGCCAGCAGCCGCCGCCGCUCCGCGGCCCAGGCGACCCCCGCAGGCGCUCCGCGGUAGCGGGCGGGGCGGAGCGGCCGCCGGGGAGGAGCGGGCCUGGCGGCGGGCAGCCCGCGGAGCCGCGCCUCGCGGAACCGCCUCGGAGGUAUGGUUUUCCCGGCGGAGCAGAGCUUCGGCGGCUGCCGCCUCCGCGGGUACUGAGACGGGAUUUUCGCGGUGCGGUUCUUGGGCUCCCAGCUUCAUGACUGCGGGGAGCCAACACCAUGCGAGCGCAAAUUGAAGUGAUACCAUGCAAAAUUUGUGGUGAUAAGUCCUCUGGAAUACACUAUGGAGUCAUCACAUGUGAAGGCUGCAAGGGAUUCUUUCGGAGGAGUCAGCAGAACAACGCCUCCUACUCCUGCCCAAGGCAGAGAAACUGUUUAAUUGACAGAACCAACAGAAAUCGUUGCCAACAUUGCCGACUGCAGAAAUGUCUUGCCCUGGGAAUGUCUCGAGAUGCUGUGAAGUUUGGAAGAAUGUCCAAAAAGCAGAGGGAUAGCUUGUACGCUGAAGUGCAGAAGCACCAGCAGCGACUGCAGGAACAGCGGCAGCAGCAGAGCGGCGAGGCAGAAGUCCUUGCCAGGGUUUAUAGCAACAGCAUCAGCAACGGCUUGAGCAACCUGAAUAAUGAAACCGGUAGCACCUACUCAAAUGGUCACAUCAUCGACCUGCCGAAGUCUGAGGGUUAUUAUAAUGUGGAUUCUGCCCAGCCUUCCCCAGACCAGUCUGGGUUAGACAUGACUGGAAUCAAACAGAUAAAGCAGGAACCUAUCUAUGACCUUACCUCUGUACCAAACUUGUUUACCUAUAGCUCUUUCAACAAUGGGCAAUUAGCUCCGGGGAUAUCCAUGACUGAAAUAGAUCGAAUUGCACAGAAUAUCAUUAAAUCGCAUUUGGAGACAUGCCAAUAUACGAUGGAGGAACUACACCAGCUAGCAUGGCAGACUCACACAUAUGAAGAAAUUAAAGUUUACCAGAGCAAGACCAGAGAAGCUCUGUGGCAGCAGUGUGCCAUUCAGAUCACCCACGCUAUCCAGUAUGUGGUGGAGUUUGCGAAGCGCAUAACAGGCUUCAUGGAGCUCUGCCAGAAUGACCAAAUUCUCCUCCUUAAGUCAGGCUGCUUGGAAGUGGUUUUAGUGAGAAUGUGCCGUGCCUUCAACCCACUCAACAAUACUGUUCUGUUUGAAGGAAAGUAUGGAGGGAUGCAAAUGUUUAAAGCCUUGGGUUCUGAUGAUCUGGUGAAUGAAGCAUUUGACUUUGCAAAGAAUUUGUGUUCCUUACAGCUGACUGAGGAGGAGAUUGCCUUGUUUUCAUCUGCUGUUCUGAUAUCACCAGAUCGAGCCUGGUUAAUAGAGCCAAGGAAGGUCCAGAAGCUUCAGGAAAAGAUUUACUUUGCACUUCAACAUGUGAUCCAGAAGAACCACCUCGACGAUGAGACUUUGACAAAGUUAAUAGCCAAGAUACCAACCAUUACUGCACUUUGCAACUUGCACGGAGAGAAACUACAGGUAUUUAAGCAAUCUCAUCCAGAUAUAGUGAACACACUAUUUCCUCCAUUAUACAAGGAGCUUUUCAAUCCAGACUCAACCACUGGCUGCAAGUGAAGGGGAUAAUAGAAUUUUCACGUAGUCAUGGAAUGCGUCACUAUUAAGACAAAAUGAAAUGUUUUAAUGAAGAACUUAUUAAAAAUGUCACUACUGCAACACUAGGAAUGUCCUGCACUUAAUAGAAUUAUUUUUCACCGCUACAGUUUGAAGAAUGUAAAUAUGCAACUCUGAGUGGGGAUGUCUUUUUUCUCUUUUUUUUUUUUUUGAACUGACAAUGAAUAUACAAAUAUAGGACACUGGGUGUUACCUUUUUUUAUUUUAUUUUAUUGUGGGAUGUUUUGGGAGACAACUGUUCCUAGAAUUUUAUUGUAGAUAUACAUGAGAAUAGAGCAGUACUUUGCAGUAUUACUCUUGCUGUUUAUUGUUCAAAUAUAAUUUAAGAAAAUUCCACAUAUUAGACUUGCCUAUUUCUGUGUUUUUAGAUAGUUUAAUGCAUGUGGUAAUUUGUAGCUGUCUUGGAAAUUAUGGUGCAUGUAUGGAAUACAUAUAUAUAUAUAUGUGCUAUAUAAUUUUAUAUAUAUAUAUAUAUAUAUAUAUAUGUAGGUAUUAUAUGCAUACAUGCUGUAGCUUAAAAAUCCCAUGCCUACGUUUAAAGAAUGCUCAGCCUGGCUGUCAUGCAUUUCUUACUCUCCAAGUAAGGUAUUAGAUUUACUUUGGCCAAUCAAGAUUUGCUUUGCCAGUCAGAGUUAAAUGAUCAGAUGCCUAUGUGUAAUGACAGGAUCACUUCUGAGAUAUGUGUAAUGUAGUGCAUGUGUGCAGUCUGUAAAUGAAACAUCAGGAAUGUAUCAAUGGUGCAAAAGCCUUGUCUGGAUUAUUUCAGUUGAGGGAGGAAAUGGUUUUUUAGGAAUUUACUCCCUGUUACAGGGAUGGAGCAUAUAUAAAAGUGAACAUUGUAGGACCUGAUAUCAGUAAAGUAUCUGAAACAUUUUUCUGAUUCCACACAUAAUUUUAUUUUAAAUAUACUGCUUUGAAAAGUAGUUGCAAGGCUUGGUUUGUACUCAAUGGAAAGAUACAUAGUGGCUGAACUUAAUGGAAAGACAUAUAGUGAACUCAGAAGAAGCCUAAAAUGUAACUCUGAAGGGUAGCAGCAGAGGGUGGAAGGGAGGGAAGGAGGAAAGUCAAAAUGAGCAAAGUCCAUGGCUACGAAUCACUAUCACUCUUUCUGACAUAGCCAUCAUCUAGAUGGGAUUGAUGAUUUCCAUUACACACAUAUAUAUGCAUAUAUGUAUGUAUAUAUCCAGAUGUAUAUAACUGUAAAUAUAUACAUAUAUGAGGUUGAUUUUAGAUGCACUUCAGAGGGGAGCAAAGGAUCAGGGUUUCUUUUUGUCUGUCUCUGAAUUGACUUUAUGUGCAUUUGCUUGCCGCACCAAAGGCAAACACAGAGAGGAGUGGAAGACUGUCAUGGACUUAAUCUUGUGGAUUAAUUAAUUAGCAGUCAUGAUUAAUGUAUUUGGAUUCUGGCAGAGAUGCAAAAUAUGGAAGGGGGAUUCAGUUUCUGCUACAGCUCUGCCCUUACCAUCACUUUUACCCAUUGGGAGCUUUUCCAGAGAAGUCUCCUCCAGGGAUACCAGUGGAGGGAGUAAAGCAGAAAUAACAGGAGGCGGGCAGUAGAGGAGAAAUGAAGGCAGGAUCACAAGCAGAUACAUUUCUUUAUUUCAAAUCACAUAGAAGUCAGCAACUGGAUGCAAGGAAAGAAGGCGCACGCUGGCAGGGGGGCCAAAGGACCCGCCGUCAGCCAGGCUGCGUGACGGAGCAGUGUCACAGGGAGCCCAAAGGGACAUAGCUGGGCCCCUGAGUUGGUACAGAAACUUUGUUUGUUGCAGUGAUAACUUAAUGCCUCCAGCUUUUCCAGCAGACUUGCACAGCUCUGGGCUCAAUCUUCUGUUCCUUUUUCUGCAUGACCAAAUAAUUCACACGCUAUUCCAAGUACUUUGUUUUCCCUUGCCCUCCAUCAGCCGGUUUGCAAGUUUACGUACAUGUUUUAUGACAGAAUCCAUAACUAGACAACAUCAACAUUUGUUUGCUGUGUUUUAGCAAUGCCAGACCAGAUACACAAGUAGUUACAAAUUCUCAGCUAAUAAAUGUUUCCCUGUACAACCAUUACAACUUCAAAAAGAAAAAAGAAAAAAACAGCUGCACAGCAAAGUUAGUUGUGCUGAGAAUUUUACUUAGUCCUAUAGAACAGGAAUACCUUUUUUACUCCAAAUUCAGAACAGAUUUUCUGAUCUCUACUGAUUACAUUAAAAUGACUUCAAUUAACAUAAUAAAGCAUUGGUCUUGAUGCUUCUUUUUACCACUUAAACCCCAAAACUGGCAUUCCUUUAUAAGGUGAUUUAUCUGUUUGCAGCCCCUUUUACAUGGCAAAUCCAUGAAAAGGACCCCAAAAUCCAAUCCUUUCUAAUAUCAGAAACUUAAUUAACUAUAUUUAUGUAUUGCUUGUGUGAAUUUGUUUGGGAAAAAAUGUAAGUCAAACUGAAACCUGGAAGAGCUCAGUUUUAACUGCAUGUUUUUCUUGUCUUUUCCAACACAAGAACACACCCAUAUAUAUUUGUUUGAAAACCUUUAUAAACUUGUUUUCAGUAUAUCAAAAGUAACUUAUUUAGCCAACCCGCAGAAAUAUAGAAUAUGUGAUAAAUAUUACUGUUCUUAGUGUUGAUAAAUAAAGAGGCUUAUUAUGUUUAUAAAUAGUCCUUCACAAUUACGUGUUACAUCUUGAAAAGGUUCUUUUCAAAUAAGCUAAUCAGUCCUUGGGAUUUUUGACUUAUGUCUUCAUAAAGCUAACCAAAUGGAGAACACCAGUAAAAAGACAUUAUUUAACCAUUAUCUGCAGUGCUUUUAAUCCUUAAAGCACUAUUCUUAAAUCACUGCAACCUCAUGACCUUUUAAUCAGUAAGGAUUACUGCAUUUAUUAAAGAUGCAGAAAUAAAGGAAAAGAAGUUAAAUGACUUGCCAGAGACCACAGACUCCAGUUCUGGAAUAAAAAUGUGGAGGCACAGUAUCCAGUCCUGGAAUAGAAAAAAUUGAUUCUUGCCUUUAGGUCCUAAAAAUAUUAAAAGGCUAGUAUACAAAAUUUUAAUUGCCAUUCAUAGGCAAUAGCCUGUACAAACAAUAACAAAUACUGUCAAAUUAAUUUUUAUGUUCAAAUAAGGUUCAUUAUCAACAGCUUGCUCUAUUUUUGUUUCUACUUUUACAGAAUUUAAGCAAAUAACCUUGUUUAUUUGGAAAACAAAAAUUCAUUCUCAUACAUUAUUUAUUUGUGGUAACUAAGGCUGAGAAAUUUUAUUUAAUUUUCUGUGAUUUGGGAUUGACCACAUAGGUAUAUAGUACCUCUUUUGCCCUUCAUUGACUGAGUUUAGAACAAUAAAUAAUGAUCACACGCUACAGGCUGGAUUUUUAUUGUUGGCUUUGAUACAUAGUCAUUUAUACUCAAAAUUUCAGACUCUUGAUAUUGGAUUUCAUAUCUCCAAGCUAUGUUUACAUUUAUAUUUUAAAUCAAAAAAUAGCAUGAAAUCAAGUAGAUAACUGCAUAACCCACUCACAAAAUGCAUUUUAGAAAAUAUUAAGGGUGCAUUUUGUUUCUUCUUGGCUUUCAUUAGACCACAGUACUAUCUGAGGUCCUUCAAUUAAAUCUCUAAAACUAGGAUUUGUCACAUAUGCUCUCUGUAGUAAUUGGUUAUGCUUGUUGAUUUUCUAGUCACAAGCUUUUCAAAUGGAACAUAUUUUUUAAUGAUUGAUAAACCUCAGACCUUUAACAAAAAGGUAUUUAAAGCAUGUAUUGAAUCUUGAACUUCUAGCAUUGCUCUCAGAUAAUUCAACCACAUUGAUCUAAAUUAUCCCUGGCAUCAAGGAAGCAGAUGUAAGUUGUUCAUUACACUACCACAGAGACAAUUUUGGUGUAAAUGUCACCCUUGCCAGCUCGUUAUAUAAAGAAUUAAUUCCAAGAGUCAUAUUUCCUUCUAAUGGAAAGAUUGCUUCAGUGGUUGCUUUGGAAAAAAACCAGGGUAAUAGAAGGCACCCAGCUGGGCCAACUUGUUUCCAAAAGCAACAUAUAUUUUUUGAUUGGUUUGAGAUAGGCAGCAUUAAGGAAUUGAUAAUGCAGGUUGUCAGGCUCCCUUAGCUCUAACUAAAGCCACUAAAAAUGGAGGCAUCUCAGCAUCACACAGAAGGUGCUCAAGCCCUCAUAAAAUCAGAAGCCCUUAGUGUUAAGAGGUCCCCUUUGAGCUUUGCUAAGCACAAGUCAGAUGUUAUCCUCCUACUUGCUUGUUAAUGUUUUUACUUCACACUUUUUGUUGUUCAUUUCAGCUCCAUUUCACAGGGAUCAGUUUAUUCCUCCUGUUGCGCCUUGGGUGCUGAUGUUAUCUCGAUGCCUGUGCCAGCUUAUGGUGCUCCAGGUGGAGCAGCUACCAGACUUGUCCAUGAAGAUGAGCUUUGUUAUGUCAUUUUUCUUUGUUUUCAUAGUGGCAGCUUGCACAGGUGUAUGUUUCCCUUUGAAAGAGUUUGCAGAGAUUUCUGAUGUAACAACUACACAAAGAGGGUACAAAGCUGCUUUUGUGCACUGGCUUCUCAGCCUCCCACUCCAGGGCUGCUCCAAGGCUACAGCAGUCUCACAGACCAGUCAGACAGCACAUUAGAGAUAUGCAGCUGAUGGCUCCCUUUCCCUGUUGUCUUUUUCAUUCCCUCUAACAUUUCAGGCUCCCCCCAUCCUCCUUCCUCCUGACACUGCAUUGAUUGUGCUGUUUCCAAAUAAGCCAAGGUCCAGCCUGGAAGCUGAUUCCUAUUUUCAAAGUCAUUAUCUGUUGGACAUCACAGGAAUAUAGCACUGGGCAAUAAGCUCAAACUGACAUGUGGAAUAGAUUUUUGUCCAAAUAUGUUAUGUCUAAGCACUUACAAAACGGAAACCUGAGACAGAACAGCUUGCUUUUCCCUGGCAAUAACAAAAUAGUGUAUUCCCACCUACCAACCUGUCCCAGCACUUUCUGCCUCCACUCUAUAGACUAACUCCUAUCUCUGACAUCCAGUAGGAACACGGUGAUGGAGACCCAGUCCUCUUUCCUUUUUAAGUUUCACGCUUUGUAAAUGACAAUCACUGCUUGACGCAGAUAUUGCACUGUAUGUCACUCAGGGAUGUUUCAUUACUAAAAAUAGCUAUAUAAAUAUAACAGUGAUAAUACAGAAAAGAACUUUAGAGGCUUUGAAGGGCACAAGUUUUGCUGCCCAAAUGAAUGCGACCCAGACAAGGCUUUCAAGCCAGUCAUUAGAAGUAACAUUGGUAUAAACUGAAUUCACUGUCAGCAUUUCCUCAGCUUGAUGCAGGACUCACUUAACCCAUUAUUUCACAGUCAGAGGAUUCCUACUGACCCAUCAGUCUGUGAUGUAAAAUCUUUUUGGAAAGAAAAUGCAAGGAAGUUUUGUACGAGUUACUGAAUUUAGACAACUGACAAAAGAAAGUGCAGUUUAAAGGUACUACAUUUAGGUACUGUUAAUGUAAGCUCAUAUUCAGAAUUGCUGCAGGCAUGUAAGAAGAAAGGUUAAGAUGUGGAAUAAAUUAUAGUAUGUCAGCAAUGACAGCAACAAUUAUGCCGAACUACCACAUGGAGAAAUGACUAUAAAGAGCAAGUAGUAUAAAGUGGCUAACAGCUACCCUUUCCCCUCAGGGAUGCACAAAAUCAUAGCUACCCCAGGCCUCUGUAGCAAUGCUUCUCCACAGUGUGACCAAUCCUUUUCUCACCUCAAGCAUUUUAUACUGUGCUAGUGAAAAAUACUCCCAUUUCCUAGAAUUUUGAAAUGUGCUUCUGCUUAUCCCUAGCUUUACACCACAGGUUUCUAUAGACCUGUCAUUACAAGAACACACACAGAAAGACAAAUUGCAGUGGAUUAUAUUGCCAGUCAUGGAGUUAAUACCAGGUUUCCACCUAAGAGGUUUUCGUCAGCUCUGAGUAUGAUCAUUGCUCCUAUUCUCACAGUGAGUAUGUAUGGGUUUUGACUCCUUCCAUCUUCUGAAUUCCCUACACCUAGAAGAUGGGUGGGCAACCUCAAGAGGUGGAAAGGAGAGGCCAAUAUCCCUAUGUGUCAAGGUUUUCAUAACCAUAUUCUUCGUUAACCGUUCCUCUGCAAUUUGGAUUUUAAUCUUUCAGGUUGCUGGGAGCCAUAUCUAAGUGAAUUAAAUUCUUGUUAGCAUGAUACCUGUCCAUUAAAAGGAAUGGUCUUCUGGGCAGAAGACCUUGCCUCUCUUUUCCUUUUACUCCUAGCUCCUAAUGAAUGAGGCCUGGACUGGUAAAUGAUUCAUCUUUGCUCUUUCUCAAGCUGAUUCUUACCUGCAGCCUGUAAUGAAGGGUCUACCCAGGAGGUAGGAAGCAGGCUCCUCUUCCUCCCAACCUCCAUCUCCUCAUUUAGCUAUAUUGUCCUUGAAUAUGUUGUCCCUGCAAGCAAGGCUGGGUGUCAAUGAACCCAGCACCCCAAUAUUUUACAAUCCCAGAAGUGGUUUGCAGCAGGUCAUUUAACUAUAAAAGCCACUUGUGUAUGGAGUCUGAAGACUAAAGCCACUGUGAAGAGACCUAAAAUUUCUACAGUAGUAGCUCACAGUUCAGUAACUGUCCUAAAAAGGCAGCGUGAAUGUCCAGUGACAUGAUGGGUGUGUCAGGGUCCUCCAAACGAUCCUUGCAUGUCAUUUGUGCUUAGAGAAUAAGGCAACACACAAAAUGUUCUAGGAAAGAAGAAGUAUUUCCUGGGUGUUACUGCAGGCAGUGAGGAUAAUAUUGCUCACAGUGAGUUCAGUAACAUGAUGUGCUACAUUUACAUAAUUUCAUCAUCCUCAUAAUUCAAGCACAGCAUGCAGGGAGAGUGAAAGAAAACAUCAUUGGAUAUAGCAGCAAUAAAUAAAUGUUUCUUUGUAACUGUACUUGCAAAAGUUGUUCACUUUGCACGUGGUCUUCUGUACAAUAACAUAAAGAACUUAAUCUAAUGUAGAUAUCACAGUGUUUUUGCAUAUUUGUUGGAUUUGUUGGCUGGAGCUGCUAAUUUGUGAUUGAAGAUACUGCUGUUGAGGAAAAUGUAUGUGCUUCAAAAAAAGGCUGAGGCCCUUAUUUAUGGCUAUACAUUGGCAGCAGUAAAGUAUGUUCAAUAUAAAACUCUGUCUGGACAGAAUUUUUAAAAUGUCUCUUAGUUGUCAACAUUAUGGUCAUGUUGGUCCCUUAUUUGGGCAACAAGAAUGCAACUGUACUGAAAAACAAGCAGGGCCAGAUGGUCAACCACAAAGAACAGGAAAGAACAGGCUUUACCUUGAAGACUGUUCCAGAUAAAACCAGCUUAUUAAAAAAAAUAAAUAUAUAUAUAUUAAAAAAAGCACUUAUACUUGUCUUGAUUAGACACACAGCUUAAUAAGUCAAAGUAACUACAUUAGGCUGUUGACUUUGGGGAUUCAGAUUCAGAUGCACUACAUUUGUGUUUUUUUAAUGUGUCACUUCAAUGUCAGAAUCAGGCAAAAAAGGUGUUUUGUUGUUAGUAAGAAAUGCUAAUAGUCAUUUAACCCUAGGGAGUGUGGACCACACAUUCUCAUGCAGUAGAUGGGGAUUUAUUAAUGCACUUACUCUUAAAAAGCCACUGAGUAGCAUAGCAAGUGAACUAGCCGUGAUAGUCUUUGCCUUUUGUGUGACUGCAAUGUGACCUCUAGUAGGCUACAGGGAGCGGCUCUGUGAUUGUACUUGUGGCCACAAAUAAAGCACAACUGAACUCUAAGCUGUUAUCAACACCCAGCUAAAUCAAAUGCAUGGGGUAUUUUGAGAUUUAUGCUAAUCGCUGUGAGAUAAUUCCCAUGUUAAACUAAUUACUCUGGUUGUAAUGAAUGGAUGGUAUAAAUAAAAUAGGAAACAGAAGAACAACAAAACCCCUUAUUUUACAGCUGCACUCUCUGCCUCAUCUGAUUAACACUAAAGUUACUUAAAAACUAAACAAACAAAACAAGAACAAAGAAACCUGAGUAUGUAUUGUAGAAAUGUAGAAGAUAAAUAAAAUAUUUUUUCAAAUGUAAUUACUUUUAAUAUAUGCUUGUGGAAGGUCUGAUACUAUGUAUGCUGUCUCUGUAAUUUUUGCUGUAAAUAACUUGGGACAGUGACUACACUGAUUUUUUCUAUGUCUCUGUUUAAGCAUAAGACUUUGUAACAAUUUUUUUUAAAGAGGAAAAACAUCAAAGAGUAAAUUAUGUACUUGCUUCCUGUGAGUGUAACGUACUCUUCAGUUUUUAUGGAAACUGAUUGUAAUAGAUAAAGCCUUUGACCAGCCGUUGAUGUUUAGUGUAUACUUCUGUUUGUAAUGAGGAAAAAAAAGAUGGGACUGUCAAUGAAACAUGAUCCCAGUGAGUCUGUACAGUAAGUAUUGUAUUAAUACCUGCAGACUGCACUUGACUAAUGUAAUUUCAAGAAAGGUUGCUCAAGCAAAUAGUGUUUCCUUACAGCAUAUGGCUUUUAUGAAUCCUUCUAACAUGAAUUAUAUUAAUAGAAAUGAUUUCUUUCUUUCCAAUGAGCAAAAUAUUUUUGUAUGCCUUUAAUUUCUUAUUAAAAUUUGAGGUCAGGUCACUCAUUAGAUAUAAUCCGAAGCCAUAACUGACCUUCACCAAAUACAUGUUUUAAAGCUCAUAACAGAAGAAGAAAUUAUGUCCAGUUUAUCAACAGCUAUAAUAACACAGGCAGGAGCAUAAAUAACACGCGAAGUAUUUGUAUGCUUUUCUGGCAUCCUAAUACAAAUUUAAUGGCUAGUAUUUUAUGAUUACCAAUUUAUAAAAAAAGAAAAACGUAACUAAAAUAGAUAUUUAGAUUUAAACGAAACUUUCUAAUAUUUUUGAAAUAUCCCUGAAAAUGCUUCCUUGCUUUUAGGAUUAUGAGAGAAACUGAUUUUUCAUAUACUUCCCACUUUCAAAUAUCUAAUGUUUUUACCCUAUUUCCAGUUCAUUUUGUUAGAGUGAAAUGAGAUGUUAGGACCCAGAUCUCCAAGCCCUGAGCUAUUUUGUGCUUGGCUGUAGCUAUAUUGUUGUAAAUCAAUUUGAUUUGAAUUUUGGGGGUGUGUUGCUUGCUACUUGAUAAGCAUGCUUACCACUGUUGCUAACACACAAGUGUUGCAUUGCCUGUCAAGAAGUGUGAUAAAAAACAAUGAAAUAAAAUAUGAAUAACACUCAAAAUGAAUCACUCUCAAAAGCUGAAUAAAAUUUCCUUUCUAAAAUCAAAUGCCUCAUAGAGUCAACAGUGAUUUUCUUUUAUUUUUAAGCUUAAUUGUAUAAUAAGUAUGAUGUAUCUUAACUGGCUUGUAGAUGCAAAAAGCAAAACUGCAAAUGAACCAUGAUAUACUGGGUAAAAAUCUGUCUCCAUUGAAACCAGUGGCAAAACGCCUGACUCAUUUCCAUGGAGCCAGGAGUUCAUCCAGCAUUUUUACAUCUGCAAUUUUGUUCUGAUCUUUCUCCCUUGUUUAAUAUAACUGACCUAAUUUAUGUGUACGUGAGUAAAAAUACAGCCUGAUUCAUUUAGAAAGUGACUGUUGAGGGUUUUAUUUUUUAUCAUUAAUUUCAUAGGACCAGCAUCCCUGUCAAAUGAAAAGGUUCUAUAUUACUUUAGAAUGUAAUAGGUUUUUGUCUUAGUCUAUGUCCUGUAAAUUAUUAGUUUAAUACUGUUAGCAUUCCAUAAUAAAACACACAUGAUUUUUGAAUGUUUUCUGUAAAUGACAAUCAAUGUUGAUGAAGUUCCUUUCUUUAAUGCAAAAAUUAAAAAAAAAAAAAAACCUGUAUAAGAAAAUAAAUUCUGUUGUGUGACUUUUUUUCCCAGUCAGCUUGAUUUACCUGGA
This is a messenger RNA of Phalacrocorax carbo (great cormorant), 11639 nucleotides long. The record is from RefSeq and is a predicted model, not a curated record. NCBI's taxonomy places the organism in Eukaryota, Metazoa, Chordata, Aves, Suliformes, Phalacrocoracidae.